Recurvomyces mirabilis is the source of this 1602-nucleotide messenger RNA. RefSeq lists its product as uncharacterized. NCBI's taxonomy places the organism in Eukaryota, Fungi, Ascomycota, Dothideomycetes, Mycosphaerellales, Teratosphaeriaceae. Gene Ontology annotation, molecular function: protein binding. The coding region runs from base 1 to 1602 and encodes 533 amino acids. The transcript has a single exon. The record is from RefSeq and is a predicted model, not a curated record.
AUGGUUUUCAGAGAGACGAAGAAGUCAAGGCAGAAGGAGCGUGCCAGAGUGGCAGCAUUCGGUACUCUUCCGGACGAGGUACUGGUACUCGUCUUCGAGGACCUUCCCACACACGAUUUGUUAGCUCUCCGUCUCAGCUGCAGAUGUGUCAUGCCAGUCUGCACUACAAUCUUGUCGCAGAGGUUGACGACGCUUUACAUCCGUCCUGCCAAGAAUUCUCUCCAAACGGCAGUCAGAAUAUGCGAGCAUCCGGCCUUGAACCAGAACAUCAGUCGCCUUGUUUUACUGGGAGGUGUAUCCCCUCAAGAGGUCGAUCGGACGUUUCCAUGCCACAGGUAUCAGACUGAGAUACAGUGCCCUGGUGCAAACUAUCAGACUCAGGAAUGGUAUCACAAAUUUCGACCAUGGCCGCUAAACUUUCCGGUAGCGGCUGGUCGGAAAGCUGCGGUGGCUGUCGGUCAAGAAGAGAAGGCCGAGGACUCGUUACAACCAUUCACUGGAGCUUAUAGCAUAUUGAUCGAAGCGCUUGCACAACUGCCCAAACUAGGUCAGAUUGCUCUCGACGAUUCUUGCAUAGGAACAGGGUUCAACACGACCUUGAGUGGCAAGUCGUCAGGAGAGCGUGUCCCGAAGCAACUUACGUCGCAAGUGACUCAUCACCGCCAGAUCACAGGACGCGCAGAUACCUCUAUGAUGUUCGAUCUGCUUAUGCAGGACCAGCUGAGUUUCGAGCAGCUGAGUAUUACCACCCACGAACUACCCUAUGCCGCUGCCCUGCUCAAAUGCAGCUAUACUGGUGUCUUCAAGGCAUUCCGCCAUCCGGCUGCUGUGGACAAGCUUGCAAAGCUUACGAGUCUCGACCUGAUUCUUGACGCUGGUUGGGACCCCAAGACUACAUGGCGAAAGUUCUGUCAUGGGCUUACAAAAGGUGCGACGCAGCUCGAGCAUCUGCGCCUAACAUACAGGCCCAACUCCGCUGAUCGCAUCCACGGCGCGAGGGACGAAACGAGCACGCGCAUGAUUCUCGGCCUAGACGACGUCGAAAAUGGCGAUGAAGCCUCCAAACCAUUCUCGAAAAUGAGGAGCUUCGCACUCGUAGGCCAGCUGCAGCACGAUGAUUCAAAGUACGGCCCUCAGCGACCAGUCUGCCAUGUCCUCGACGUUGCAGACUUCCUUUCGCAGCAUGCGUCCACUCUCGAGAAUGUGGCAUUCCAUAAUACCACCUUCUCGGAUCCUGGCACAGAUUCAGCUCCUCACGAUUCGAUGAAACGAGGGAUGGAGGUCCUCCUGACAUGUCCUCGACUUAGAAACGUCGUGUGGACGGUCAACAGAUUCAGGCACUACAGAGGCUGUGGGAAGCAGAGUGCACCUCACUUCCUCGACUGUCGUUCUAGGCAUAGUUGUGGGAGGUAUAGUAAUGGCAUUGCGGAUGGAAGUGGCCUCGCGGGUGUGGAGCUCAUGGGUGCUGUGGCUGAGGAGCUGCAAGUGGAGUUGAGUCUGGAUGGUAGGGCCUGGGACUUUGGUGAGGUAGUUAGGCGAGAGAAGGGCUUGAGUAGGGAGGUAGAUGUACGUGGGCAUAUUGAUGGCGCAUCGGCUGCUUGA